UAGUUUUGUGACAGUUACUUAUUUGAAAUCUUCGUUUUGUUGUUAUUUUAAUUCCGUUUUGUGUAUAAUUUAUUUUUAGCUUCAUCUAAUGGAGAAGAGCUUCGACUUCGGCGCUUUGUUGCAGAACCACGAGAAGAAGCACAAAAGCAAACCGGUGUAUUUAGUAAGCGUUCCUCAUGGGGUGAAGAAACGACUGGAGAACAGCAUCAGAAAUAGAAAGAGUACUCGGCUAUCAGUGUUUGAUAGAAUAAGAAAUCUUCCGAAAGUAGAGAGUCCGGCGCCGGUUGAUAAAGUUCUGUCUAAAAUAGAACACAGACGAAUGCAACUAGAGAAAUGGAAGGCAGAGAAAGAGAAAAAGAAAAAGGAAGCAUCUCUUCAGAAGAAGAAACCGUUCGUAGCUGGGGUUCCACAGCAAAGCCUGAAGUUUGUGCCGCCCCCACCUCCACCUAAAGCCUUGCCCAGUACGUCUGGGCGUGUCACUCGAUCGCAAUCAGCCAAACAAAACUCGACCAGCAAUGUUUCUAAACAGAAAGAUAUCAAAACAGAUACGAAACAAACUAAAAACCAAAUUCCAUCAUUUGCACCAAUAAAUGCAACCUUUAAACCACCAAUAUUCAAAAAUAUGACACAGCUUCCCAUUUUAUCACAGCCAAAACAGGCAGAUAAGGUAAACAUUGGGCAAGUAUUACCAAGCAAAGAAAUUAAAAGCAGAGCAAAAUCAAAACCAGUUCCUAAAAAUGAAACUAGAAAAUUAAGAAGUAGGGCACAAUUGACAGAGAAAUCAAAUAUCAAGUCUAAAAAAGUUUUGAGUCCAAAAAAAUCCCUAAUGUCUAACUCAAGUUCGAGUAUGGGAUCAAGUACAGAUGAAAAAUCAUCAGUAAUUAGUAAAACUCCGAGAAAAUCUGUUGAAAAUGCUUUUAAAAAUGACCUUAUUAUUUUCACUCCAAAAAACAAAGUUCCAAAAAGUGAGUCUAGCUCAGAGGAGAAACUGAGGUCUCCGAUAAAUGUUGAUUUACCUAUGACACCGGAGCAGAUAGUUGAAGAGGCUAAGAAAAUAAGUCCUUGCGUUACUCUGUCGCGUGGGAAAGAUAAUGCUAGGAAGGAGAUGAAGAAAAAACUUGAAGAAGGUCUGCUUGAUGAAGAUCUGUGUGAGAUAGACAACGUGGAAUACUUCAGGAGGCAACUUAACUCUGAAAUCAAACGUAUGACAGAAAUGUGUGAAACAUGGGACAAGAUAUCUGAGCAAGUCCAGUUACCGGAGGCCGUACAGGAAGCUGUAUUAGGGGCAGUGGGUCAGGCAAGGCUACUGAUGUCUCAGAAGUUACAGCAGUUUGCGUCGUUAUUAGCCAGAUGUGAGUGUCCCGACCCAUCACAGGCACUCGUCACACCUGGAGAUUUGCAUGGCUUCUGGGAUAUGGUGUUUAUGCAGGUCGAAAAUGUGGACAUGAGGUUUAAGAAGUUAGAAGAGAUGCGUGCCCGAGGCUGGGUGGAUGAAGAAAGACCAGUCGAGGUCAAGAAGAGAGUCACUAAACCCACUGUUAAUAAAACCAAGCCGGCUGUUAGCAGCAGACUGAAGGAUAUUAUCGCUGCUGCCCGAAAAGCCAAGAAAGUACAUCAAGUUGAAAAUGUACCAGAAAAUCCACCCACAGAGGAAAGUAAGACGUUUGAAGCAGGAUUUUUCAGUGUCCAGUCACCAGUAAAGUCGAUACAAUCGACUCCUGUCCGCAAACCAAGUCUACUGAAAGCAGUUUUAUCUAACGAGGCAAAGAAGUCCGCUUCGAAGAAUUCAACUUCAUACGCCAUGCUUCGAGCUUCACUGAUCGGCAAGAAUAUUGAGAAUAAUGACACUUUGUGUGCGGACCCAAUACCAUUGACACCGAUAAACUUGGACGCAACACCUGCGAGAAGUAUCUUGAAGUCAGCAAAGAAAUCUGGAAAGAAAUCAAUAAAAGUUGUUUUAUUUGAUGAAUCGGAUUCAGAUAUCACAGAAUCGAAUAAACUUAACGAUGAAUCAGACAUAUCAGGCGUGGAGAAAAUCGAAAUUGAUCAGACUAUAGAUAAUGAUAAAACAUCAGAAGGGAAAGAGAAUAAGAAAGAAUCUUCUAGAAGGAGGUCUAAACUUAUCCGUCAAGACGCUACAGAAGACCGGAGUCCGGUCAUGACUAGAAGCAGACGUAAGAGUUUACAAACUCCAAAUAUAGAAGGGGUCGAAGAAAAGAAAAGCGGAAAAAAGAAGGCGCUGCAAGAAAUUGAGAUGAAUGUAGACGAUGUAAAAGGAACUUCUAGAAGGUCGUCAAGACGGAAGAGUUAUAACAAUGAACAUGUUGCGUGAUUGUGAAUUUGAUUUUAUCCAGUGUUGAUAUUUUAUUAAUAAACGAAUUCUUUAGGUCGUUGUAA
Messenger RNA from Melitaea cinxia (Glanville fritillary), 2397 nucleotides. It is a transcript of the gene mars, whose product is annotated as guanylate kinase-associated protein mars. The record is from RefSeq and is a predicted model, not a curated record. NCBI's taxonomy places the organism in Eukaryota, Metazoa, Arthropoda, Insecta, Lepidoptera, Nymphalidae. Gene Ontology annotation, biological process: signaling. The transcript has 10 exons. The coding region runs from base 89 to 2332 and encodes 747 amino acids.